Molecule: messenger RNA, 1346 nt
Organism: Halteromyces radiatus
Lineage: Eukaryota; Fungi; Mucoromycota; Mucoromycetes; Mucorales; Cunninghamellaceae
Product: CDC50/LEM3 family
Exons: 6
Coding region: 185-1195 (336 amino acids)
Cellular component (GO): endoplasmic reticulum; Golgi apparatus; plasma membrane
Source: RefSeq, a predicted model, not a curated record
GGAAAAAAGAGUCUCUCGAAGGAAUUGGAAACCUAAAGAUGGUGCGUUUCGUCAACAACGUCUUCCUGCCUGGCAACCUGUACUUCGACCUACCACUGUAAUUCCUAUACUUUUUAUCAUUGGUAUUCUUUUUUUACCGAUUGGUGGAUUACUUUAUUGGAAUGCUGGAAAGACAUUUGAAAUCAUGCUCGAUUACUCCACUUGUCAACAAUAUGACCGACCCAUUUACCUUGCACCAAGUAUGUAUCAGUUUCGAUUUGAUACCUCAGUAAAAUCCGAUAGUAGCAACUCAUUAUUUGUGACCGAACCACCUGUCUUCCAUUAUAAGAAUACAACCAGUUUUCAAUCGAACGACAAUGAUCCAACAUAUCAUAAUCCCAACAAUCUCACCAUCAAACAAUGCACUCUGGAUUUUACUGUACCAAUGACCAUCAAAGCACCUGUAUACAUGUAUUAUCGACUUACCCAGUUUUAUCAAAAUCAUCGACAAUAUAUCAAGAGCUUUGAUACAGACCAGUUACGCGGUGUGCCUGUAGAUGCCAGUACAGCUACUUCCAAUUGUGGUCCAGUUGCUACCAAUGAUAACAAGAUUGUAUACCCCUGUGGCCUUAUUGCCAAUUCUAUGUUUAAUGAUACUAUCUCCAAUCUUACCUUGAUCACAUUACCUCUACAACAACAACAACAACAACAACAACAACAACAACAACAACAACAACAACAACAGUAUGGAUGGAGUCGUAAUGGAUUAACAUGGUCAACUGAAUAUCAAAAGUAUGGAAGAACUGGCUACUCACUGGAUCAAAUCAUACCUCCUCCUAAUUGGGCAUCUAGAUAUCCUCAGGGCCAAUAUACCGAACAAUAUCCUCCUCCUGAUCUUGGAACUACGAUGGAACAAUUAAAGGUUUGGAUGUCAGUAGCAGCUUUCCCUGAUUUUCGAAAACCAUGGGGAAGAAAUGAUGAUCAAGAUCUACCUGCUGGUCGAUGGCGUGCAACCAUAGAUCUCAAUUUUGAUACAUUAGGAUAUGGAGGUAAGAAAUGGUUAGUUUUAACAUCAGCAUCACCUUUGGGAGGAAGGAACUUUUAUCUUUCUUUGACAUAUAUGGCUGUUGGUGGAUUAUGUCUAUUAUUGGGCUCAUUAUUCACUCUAUUACAUUGUAUCAAACCAAGAAAACUGGAUGACUCCAUAUCUCUUUGAUCAUGAUCAACAACCUUUGGCGGACUUCAAACCCGAAAGGAAAAGGUUUUUGUUUGUUUCCACUUUGUCAUUUUCCGGUCUUCUUUUUUUCCUUCUUUUUUUUUUUCUGUUAUCUAUUUUAUAUAUUUUUUCGUCAAUAAAAAGAAACGGG